AUGGAGGGGAUUAGUGGGUACAGCGGAAAUCAGUCUGGAGACGAGAUAGAUUUAAUGGAACGCACCCCUCUUAAGAUGGAGGGUGUCCGCUUAAUCCCCCCUCCUACGUACACCGAUGUCGUGACGUCCGAUACUACGGAAAACCUCCUCAGUAUCCACCAUGAUAAGUAUCCUGCGGAAAUCGGCCCGCCGUUACAGGAUACAGGUGAGUCGACCGACGAAUCUAGUCCGAGGAGCCAAAGCAGUGACUCGUUGGUGAAGCCGACCUCAUCACUUGUCUACAAGAUCAGUGAUAACCCUCCAAUUCAUCUUACCGUCGUAUUUGCAUUCCAGCAAGCACUCCUAGCGUUCGCGACCCAGUUGGUCAUUUCCCUACUUGUGGCACAGGCUGUCAAUGGCGAACAUGAUCCUGAGCUCCGUGGUAGCUUGCUCAGUUCUACAAUGUUCAUGUGUGGCUUUACAACCAUGACCAUGUCCUUAUUUGGCAUUAGGUUGCCAAUAUUCCAAGGUGGAGCGGCGGAGUAUAUCAUACCACUGUUAGUUUUACAAGAUGAAGCUCAAAAACAGAAAUGCGACGCCAUGAUUGGUACUACAGGCACGAACAAUACCAGUAACUACACAGGAAGCCCAUUGUUUUACUCCAACGACACUCAUUAUCAAAUGAAUGUCACAGCCAUGGCGGGUACAGACAUCCUUCAAAGCCACAAGGGCGUCGAUUUCCAAAAACUACGAGGGAUGAUGGGGAGUCUAAUGAUAAUAGGAUGUAUCCACAGUAUGAUCGGACUGACUGGGUUUGUGGGAAUCUUGCUCAGAUUCAUCGGCCCAAUCACGGUCGUACCGACGCUUUUACUAGUUGGUUUGUGGGUGGCGAAGAUGACCGCAAAAUUAAUAUCUGUACAAUGGGGAGUAGGGGCUAUGUAAGUAAAAUGUUAUGUUUCAAUCUUUUCAUACUUAGCAAUACCAGUUCCAAUCAUUAGCAAACCUAUAUAUCUAUAUAUUAAGUAUAUAUCAUAUGAGUAUAACGUAUAUCAGAUAA
Molecule: messenger RNA, 1036 nt
Organism: Pecten maximus
Lineage: Eukaryota; Metazoa; Mollusca; Bivalvia; Pectinida; Pectinidae
Product: solute carrier family 23 member 1-like
Exons: 5
Coding region: 1-921 (306 amino acids)
Biological process (GO): transmembrane transport
Cellular component (GO): membrane
Molecular function (GO): transmembrane transporter activity
Source: RefSeq, a predicted model, not a curated record